Messenger RNA from Aspergillus aculeatinus CBS 121060, 1186 nucleotides. Its product is annotated as mitochondrial 54S ribosomal protein mL61. Bases 133 to 750 code for a protein of 205 amino acids. The record is from RefSeq and is a predicted model, not a curated record. Gene Ontology annotation, cellular component: mitochondrion. Lineage: Eukaryota; Fungi; Ascomycota; Eurotiomycetes; Eurotiales; Aspergillaceae. The transcript has 2 exons. Gene Ontology annotation, molecular function: structural constituent of ribosome.
CCAACCAGCAGCGAAAGCACCUUGAACCACCGCGGACAAAUUGCAACCAGUCGCUGCCGGAUCUGCGCUGGAAUCUAGUUCUGUAUCACCACAGCAUAGUAUACAGAGAGCUUGCGAGCCACUCCCGUCACAAUGGUCAACGUUUUCAAGCGGAUGCGGAAGCUGAAAACUCUUCUCAACGUCCGCGUUGGCACCGGAGCCGCCGUCUUCCCCGCGGCGCCCUCGGCGACCCAAGAAUUCCCCGCGAUCACCCGCCUGCACCUGACCUACGCCCGCAAGAUCUACGGCGGCCACCAAGGCGCCCGGCAUUUCUGGCGCAACUGCCUCCCGCGGCUCAAGUACCACAACCCGGGCAUCCCGAUGACCGUCCGCCAGACGGAGGACCAGGACGGGCCCGCCGCCCUGAGCGUCUACUUCGCCCAGAAGACCAGCACGACCGCCGCCUCGCUCGCCGCCGAGGACCUCAAGGAUGCCCACGCCCCGGCGCCCGCCGACAACGAGCAGGUCGCCGUCCUCGACGUCCGCAACCUCCCCUACACCGAGAUCUGGAACAAAGUCAAGAACCUGACCAACGCCACGGAGAUCCCCGCGACGACCCAGGAGGCGGCCGAACUGCGCAAGCUGGACGAGAUGGCCGCCAAGUCCAAGACGGAUCGCACUCGUAUCGCGGCCAAGCGGCAGGUGAAGAAGGACCAGGAGCGCAUGCUGAAGGAGGCUAGAGAACAGGUCGAGAGGUUGAAGCAGCUCUAAAAAAAAACAGAAGUUGUUGUUGACUGUUUUUUUUUUUGCCUCUCUUUCUUUUGUUUUCUCUUUCCUUUUGCGCUUUUCUCUCCACCGUCCCUUUCGUCUUUUCCGUGUGUGUGGGUGGUGUCAUAACUUUCCAGCUGCUUUCAAGAUGCGGUUACAGUUUUGGUUUGUGGGGUUCACAACUUGGUCAUGGUCACUUGUAGCAUACUAGCAUUUUCCCUGUUUCAUAUUUCCUAUACUCUUGUUCGAUUAUGUGGUUCGUGUCGAGAAUAUUACAUCCCUGCUAAGGGAGUUUGUACUUCUACGGUUCUUGUGGUGUUAUUUGGCUUUCUAUAUGACUUCCUGCAUUUUCCAUUUGUAGCGAAAGUCUGGAAGUCCUGUUGGCAUAUUGAAUUAGAAACAAUUUGCCGCGGUCAUGAGUCAUGUAAAAUGGAUAAUA